Messenger RNA from Brenthis ino (lesser marbled fritillary), 4086 nucleotides. Lineage: Eukaryota; Metazoa; Arthropoda; Insecta; Lepidoptera; Nymphalidae. The record is from the annotation of a GenBank genome assembly.
AUGUCGGGCCGUUCGAGUCCCGUAAACGGUGGCUAUGAGGCUGCUGAGCCCGCUAUGAGGCUCUCGGUCCGGAAGGACCUUUUUCCUGAUAUCCACCUCUCCCAAGUAACUUCUGACUCUGACUCUGACACAGCUCAAGACGAACUUGAAAGUGUUUCUUGUGUUAAGCUUGAGACAGAUUUUGAGCAGAGCAUUGACGAUAUUGCUCACCAAAGGAUGCAAGUGGUCAACGGAGCGCUGUCGUCCCCGACACGGCCUCGCCACAGAAAACAUAAACAGCACUCCAGACGUGAUACAGACCAUUCAACUUUUAAUGGAUGUAUCCCAAAGGAAAAGAAAAGAAAAAAACGUUCUCAUAAUUCUCAUAAAAGGACGCAUUCUUCUAAUAGUAUAGUAUCAAAGGUGAAAGGUGGUAAAAACUUGAACUUAGUGAGUAGUAGUGAGUGUCAGGAAGAUGAAGAAGGUGAAGAUGUAGAAGAAGAAAGUGAAAGUUCAGAAGAUGAACUCCUUACGCCUAGUAUAAAGUUACCGUUAAUUAAUAUGCCACGGCAAAGUGGUAAACCAUACAGUCAUGAACUUAGUCAAUUAUCAUCAAAAAAGAGUAAAGCAAAGGAAUCAAGAACUCAUAUAGUGAUACCUUGUAGUGGUAAACCUCGUUCAAUGUUGGACUUAUGUAGUUCUCGUAGCAAAAAGAAAUCUAAAAAGUCUGAGUGUGCAGCCACAUAUCGAAGUCAGAUUGUGGACACAAAAACUAAAAUAAAAAUUAAGAUAAGAAGGACAAGUGUUCAAGAAACGCUGCGCCUGGCUCCCAAAAGAGAGGUAACACCAACGCCAACAUCAAUAGCUGACAUUGGGCAGAGAAAGUCUAAAAAGAAACGAGCCGCCUCACCUGUAGCGAGUGCGAGCUCCGGUGAAGAAUACGACCCGUCCAGAGGGGACACUGCAGCGGUCAUGAGUGUCGCAGCAACCAAGCCACGACAGCCUCGCCCGAAAGCUAGGAAAUCUAAUAAUAAUAACUCCCGAACUAAAGAUAAAGCUCAAAAGACUGAAAGAACUAGAGGUAACGCAACAGAAAGUAAGGAAAGUGGACCGCAAAGUCCAUGGGCGCAUUCCAUGCCUGAGGAGAUUUUAAUAAAAAUUUUCGAAUAUGUCGUCCAACAAGGCACUCUGCCUGCCAUAGUUAGAUUGAGUAGAGUGUGUAAAUUAUGGCACAGUGUCAGCUGUAGGCCAGAACUGUGGAAGAAUGUAGACCUUGCGCAAUAUACCGUCGAAAAAUGUAAAACUGACUACAAACUGGUCUGGCUUCUCGAAAAUCGUUUGUCGCAAUGUCAGAGUUUAAAUAUUGCUCAAUGGAAGGUGUGUAAUAUUUCGUGGGUGCUAGCGUGCGUGGUGGACUACUGUCCCGGACUAGUGGAGCUAAGCGUGGCGGGCUGGAGCCGCAUCACUCCCGAACAGUUGUUCGAUCUCGUGCAGGGCUUGACUAACUUGCAACGCCUUGAUCUGUCGCUUACGUCGGAGACGGGCGGUUCGAGCACGUGCCUGUCGGCGGCGUCGAUGGCGCGCGUCGCGUCUAACUUCGGCGAGCGGCUCACGCACCUCACUCUAGCAAACAACAAGUUCUCUGCGCUACCGCAAAUACUUUCUUCAGUGGCUUCACACUGUCCGAAUCUCGAAGUGCUAGAUAUAUCAGGUGCGUUGGCGACGUCCCAUCCAGCACCAAUACCGCUGGAGUCCUUACAAAAGGGCUGUCCGAAAAUGAGGGUUUUUAGGGCAGCCAACGCCCAAUUAGUUCUCGCCUCAGUUUCGGCUUCACAACAGAUGAGCGCGAGCGGGUGGACGCAGCUGGAGGAGGUGUCGAUCGCGUGCAGCGCGGCGGAGGAGCGCGCGGCGGUGGGCGAGUACCGGCUGGGCGACGAGGCGCUGGCGCGGCUGCUGCGCGCCGCCACGCGCCUGCGCCUGCUGGACCUGCGCGGCCUGCAGCGCCUCACCGACUCCGGCCUCGUGCGCGUGCCCGCCUGGGACCUGCAGCAUCUCUUCCUUGGUGGCUGCAACGUACUGCGCCAGACGAACGCGUGUCUCGAACUGAUCUGCGAGAAGUGGUCCCACAGCUUGCUGGAGCUGGACCUGUCGUGGGCCUCCGCCGCCAAGGUGCUGCACGACGCCGUCUCCGCGCUAGCCGACUCGCCGAGUAGCAAGUUAAGAAUACUCAAUCUAUGUGGAUCAUCCGUUUCUUACGAAGCUGUUAAGAAAGUUCUUUUAAAAUGUCCUCAUAUUGAAUCCUUGAACUUAAGUUCGUGUAGAGCUCUACCGAGAGGUAUGAAACGACUUUACACGGGUAAAGAACUUCAAGACUUGAAAGACAGUCUAGAUCCAGAAAAAGUUAAGCUCAAAGAAAGUAAAAAAGAGGAAUCCAAGAAGAAAAAAUCGAAGGUUGAUACUGAUUCGAAAACUGACGUGGGGAAAGAGUCUCGAAAAAGCGACGUUCCCGAAAGUUCAGGUAGUAAUAUGGACGUAAAAUCUCCAUAUAAGUCUUCCCAGGGAGUGUUUCAGGAGCCAAAAAGUGUAUCCGACGUGGGUACUAGUUUGUCAGACAAGCGUACUUCCACUGAAGCACAUAAAAAGGCUUCUCCUAGCAGUAAAGUCCUUGAACAAUCCAAAAAUAUUUUAGACAAUGUUAUAUCUAAUAUUGAAAGUACACAAUUUCCAAAAGGCUCGAAAACGCCCACGCUGUCGAGUCCCCUUGCUCAAUUAAAACCAGACUCUUCCUCAACGCCAAGAUCGGAUUCUGUCAAGACUGACAUGGGGAGUCCGCACUUUAGUCCCGUCCAAAAACCCGACAGCCAGGUACCCAGCAGCCCCGACGUCCAGCCUGAAUCGGUCAAAAGUAACCACUCCUGGAAUCUAGGACAAUUCAAGGGUACACCCUCUCAUAAGUCUGAAGCGAGUCCACUCAAUAGGCUUGAAAGUCACACUAAACUUAGGCACGGCAAAGUCAUCGAACAAUGCAGUCCGACAACUUCUUUAGAAAACAAACCUAGUCCAGAAACCUUAGCAAUGAAACAUAAAGAGCAGGAUAUUAAGAAUCCUAACAAUUGGAACUAUGGAAGUUAUAGUCCAAUGCCGAGGCAGGAUAACCAGUUCUCUUCCCAAAGAAGUCCAUAUUCCGCUCAGCCGAGCCCCGCCCAGCCGAGUCCGUAUUCGACACAGCCGAGCCCCUACUCCACCCAGCCUAGUCCAUACUCAUCACAACCUAGUCCCUACUCUGCUCAACCGAGUCCCGACACCAGUCAAAUAGUCAAGCAGGAUCUACAAAAGACUGGGGCGUGGAACACCGGCAAUUACAGUCCCAUGCCAAAACAUCACGCGCCCUUCUCGCCGCACCCAUCGACGCACACGAGCCCCGACCCCGGCCUGGGCGUGAAGUGUGAUACUAUGCGCGGCAACCCCAACAAGACGCCCGGCCAGUACAGCCCCAUGUCGCGCCAGCAGCACCACAGCCCUUACUCACCGCGUCCCAGUGUAGAGAACAGCUACAGCAACAAAAAGAGCCCCGGCGUCGGCAAGUACAGCCCCAUGAUGCGCCCGGACUGUCACCUGCCCAGCCCCGAGGGAGGUCACGCCGCGCGGCCGCACUUAGUGGCGCGAGCCCAGGACGUGUACGGACGCUCGCUUCCUAAGGUCCCCGAGGUGACUCAGCCUAUCCCACCGCCUGAAAUUCCUAAUUCUUGGGGAUUCAACCACAUGGGUACCCCCACGUCUACACCGAGCAUCGAGUCGUUGUGGGGUGGGUUCGAUGCCGAGGCGACCGCGGGGCCUGGCGCCGGGGUGACGGGUGGCGGCGUGGAGGUGACGGGCAUGCUGCAGACGCCGCCGCCGGCGCCCUGGGGAGACCCCUGGGCGCUGGGGCAGUUCCGCGUGGAGCCGCCGGCGCCCGUGCAUACCUUCGUGGAGCAGAGCGUGAGCUUCGAGUCGCUGAGCGCGCACUCCUCGCACGCGGGACACGGGGGGCACGGGGGACACGCGGGGCACUCGCACGCCCUGCACAGCUACCUGGACGAGGGGUACCCCGAGGCGUCGCGCGUGGAC